AUUUCAUCGUUUGUUGUGAACAUUUGUUACUUGUUGUUUACCUAGUUUAUUUCCUUCAAUUUUAAUACAUGCCAUUGGCAAUGAUCUUCAUAAACCAUGGGAAUUAAAGAUCUGUGGCCAUUUCUAAAUCCAUACUGCGUACGAAAACCAUUGUAUGAAUUGCAGGGCAAAACAGUUGCCAUUGAUUUGGCUGGGUGGAUUUGUGAGAGUCUCUGUGUUGUUGACUAUGAAGUGCAAGCACGUUUUUAUUUAAGGAAUUUAUUUUUUCGAACAUGUUAUCUGUUACUGUCGGGUAUAACGCCGGUAUUUGUGCUCGAAGGAACGGCACCGGUGCUAAAACAUCAAAUGAUCUCAAAACGAAAUCAAAUUCAAUUCCGUGGUGCACGUCCACGCAAAAAUGCACAAGAUUCUCAAUCGCAAGACUCUUUGCAAGCAAAUACACAGAAGGCAAGCAAAGGUCGUACACGUUUCAACUAUGUGUUAAAACAAUGUGAAGAAUUGAUACGAAGCAUGGGAUUGCAUUGUGUUCAAGGUCCGGGCGAGGCCGAAGCAUUUUGUGCACAUUUAAAUGCAAAUGGUUUGGUUGAUGGCGUUAUAAGUCAAGAUUCGGAUUGUUUUGCAUACGGAGCACGUCGUGUAUUUCGAAAUUUUUCAUUAUCAAUGCAAGGGACGGCCGGCAGUAUUGGUGGUUCAAUUGAUAUUUAUGAUUUGGAUUUCAUACAAAAGUCCUUGGAUUUUGGACGAAAUAAAAUCAUCGUAAUGGCAUUAUUGUGCGGCUGUGAUUAUUGUCCCGAAGGAGUUGGUGGCGUUGGACGAGACGCUGUACAUAAACUAUUCGAAAUUUAUUCGGAAAAUGACAUUUUGGAAAAAAUUCGAAUGUGGCGUAAAAACGACCAUAAAUACACCGAGCUUGAAAUGAAAGUCGAUGAUAAGAAACUGUGUGUAAAUUGUGGCCACUUCGGUCGAGUGCAAAGUCAUGCAAAAAGUGGAUGCGCGCAAUGUAAAAUGAACACCGGCUGUGAUUCGAGCAUUUGGAAAGAAAAGCGAUUGGCCAUAAAAUCCGAACUACAGAUACGAAAAAAAGCGUUGCAGAGCGACGAUUUUCCAUCGGAAGAAGUAAUUGAUGAGUUUAUGCAAGAGCCCAUCGACAUGUCACCAUUGCAAUUAGAUUGGGGUCAACCAAACGUGGUAAAAUUUGUGAAAAUGAUGAGUAAGCUGAUUCAAUGGGAUGAAAUUUACUGUUUUCAAAAGUUCUUGCCGUUGUUGACUCGAUGGCAAUUACACCAUAAUACCAAUAGCUCGGACGUAACUGGAUUGCGAGGCAGUGUACAACCAGAUUUCAUCAAAAAAAAGAGAACACCGAAAGGUGUGCCAAGUUAUGAGAUUAUUUGGAAAGAUGAACAACAUUGCUUCGAUAUGCUUAUCCCGAACGAUCAACUACAAACGUUUUACGCAACAAAUAAAGAGAAAAAUGAAACCGAUGCAUUGCAAUUAUUGUGGAGUACAAUCGAACCAAUUGAUUUGGUUGAAAAAUCAUAUCCAGAUUUGGUGCGUCAAUUCGAAGAGUCAAAAAUCAAAGUCAAACCGAAGAAGACAAAAACGUCGGAUGACCAAACUAAGGCGAAGAAAGGCGGACGUAAGGCGAAAACUACAAAUUUGGAUUCGGCAGAAAGUUUAACAAAAAAGCCAACAAAGAAAGUAUCGUCGCGUGCCGGUGCAAAGACCAGAAAGAAACAGGAUGAAAAUAUACGACCAAUCGAUCUAUUCUUCCAAAAACAACCAUCCACUGUGUAUUCGUCACCGAAAAUUAAAACCACGACCAAGCCAAUGAAUUUAUCCGCAUUCUCCUUGAAUUUUGAGGAUUCCAAUGUAUUUGAUGACGAUGAAGAUAUGAAUUUGUCGUCAAUUAUCAACGAAAUGGUUGCACGACCACCGAACGUCACCAAGUUCAAUGGAAAGAAACUGAAAUUCGAUGAAAUCGAAACAAAAGCAAAUCAAAGUCUGGCACUAGAAGAAAAUGCCGACGAAAAGGAAAACCAAAGUGAUGAGAAAGUGGCAAAUGACAAACAAAUUGAUGAUGAUAUGGAUGAAUAUGAUAUGCUUGUGAUGCGAAAGUCCCGAAAAUCAAUAAUUGGAAGAAGAAAAUCAAGAUUAGAAUCUAUAUCAACGGACAUGUUGAACAAUUGUUCAACACCAGUAUCCCGAGGCCAACCGGCCAAAUCAUUGAAGCCAAAUAUUCAGAUGAACUUAUCGCUGGAAUUGGAAACAUCGACAAAUCGAAAGAAUGCGAUUAUUUCGAGCUCAUUUUUUGCAGUAAAUCAAGAGGAUGAGAUCGAUCUUUUUGAAAAAUCCAUUGAUUUUCGGAAUAUGCGAGACACAGAUAAUGAUGAGGCCAACGAAUCAGAAUCAAGUUCAUCAUCAGAUAAAAGCCCAACCGCUGAAGAUGCGGAAGAUGGUAAUCAUUAUGACACUUUUGAUCGUUUAGUUGGAUUGGGUUGAUCACGUUUGUUGUUAUACAAUAAAAAUUUAAAUUUGUUACA
Molecule: messenger RNA, 2540 nt
Organism: Contarinia nasturtii (swede midge)
Lineage: Eukaryota; Metazoa; Arthropoda; Insecta; Diptera; Cecidomyiidae
Gene: Gen
Product: flap endonuclease GEN
Exons: 5
Coding region: 97-2499 (800 amino acids)
Molecular function (GO): four-way junction DNA binding; 5'-flap endonuclease activity
Source: RefSeq, a predicted model, not a curated record